ACAGUCUACAGUGUAUAAUCAAAUAGUGUCGCUAGCAGCUAGUCGUAUCACUUGCUUGCGCGCGGUAUAUGUCGUCUAACGACGUGAUAUUGCUACCGCAAGGGCGUUAUUCCAUUAUUGUCGAACCGUCUCACGCGCCCAUGCAUGUAUAUGCAUCCAUGCGUGAUUCGUGAAAGGCCGCAAUGGAUUUCGUGCAGAUAAAGGAUAUCCGCGCGGGUCAGAAGAACAUCAAUGUAGUGUUUAUUGUUUUGGAGGUUAGCCACCCUACCAUCACUAAAGAAAACCGCGAAGUUCGAACGUUUAAAGUGGCGGAUCCUACUGCCUGCAUGAAUGUCUCCAUCUGGGACGAGCCCGGCCAGCUCCUGAUGCCAGGCGACAUCGUGCGACUCACCAAAGGUUACGCGUCCGUUUGGCGGCAAUGUCUGACCCUGUAUUCGGGUAAGAACGGAGAUAUUCAGAAGAUAGGCGAGUUCUGCAUGGUGAUCAACGAGCAGGUGAACAUGAGCGAUCCAAACCCGCUAUUGGCGCAGCAGUUGGUCAAUCAGAGCGGCUCGGGUCCGCCCAGCAGCAAUGUCAACAAUAGUAUCACCAAUAACGGCAAUGCCAACAGUAUCUCCGGUCAACCAGGACGGCAGCCUCCGGUAUAUAGAUCAUUAAGCACGCCGCCCGCGAUGAUUCCGUCGGCAGGAGUCAGCGCAGCACUGCAAGUCAAAGUAACACAGCGGCACCCGGUAGUGGAUCUACAAGUUCAACAACCGCGAAGAGCGGAAAUGGUGGCAGUGGUAGCGGCAACGGCGGCAAUAUCACCAGCGGCAGUGGAAGCGGCGGCGGGGGUGGUGGUGGCGGCGGUAGCGGAUCAGCAGGUCUCUCCGGUAGCUCGGUGCGAUACUCCUCAUCGGACUCGACGAAAACGGCGCCGACGGCGAAGAGCAACUCGCGCGGACGGGGCGGUUAUAGGAACGGCGGUCGUAGCGAUCGAAGAUAACACACGAAAAGAAAGCGACUAAUCAUAUGCGUAUAAACGAGCGACUGAAUAAACUGAUGUGCGCGAUAGAUCUACGCAAUUGUGUAAAAAAUAUUUCUUGUUUUUUUAAACAGGUUUUUUAAAUAUUAGUUCCAGAGUUUUAUUAAGCUGGGAAAUUACUUACAGGAGCAGCGGCCAAUCAUCGUUUUGCGAUAUUCCCUAAAAGUGAGUACGCGAAGUUUCAUUCGUUUUGGUAAUGAUAUGCACUUGAUUUCACUUUCUUGAGCAAUUUUGUCACUGACAAUGUUUUAUUUAAAGUCUUGGAUUCUCCAAGAAUUCUUAAAAAAUUUCCUUUUUUCUUUAUUAAAAGAAAUAGCAAUCUUAACAAAUGCAAGAGUUUUUAUAUUUUUGGAAAUUCCUCGCAACACAAUUAAAUGAAUAGAAA
Messenger RNA from Monomorium pharaonis (pharaoh ant), 1409 nucleotides. RefSeq names its product SOSS complex subunit B homolog. Gene Ontology annotation, biological process: response to ionizing radiation; double-strand break repair via homologous recombination; mitotic cell cycle checkpoint signaling. Lineage: Eukaryota; Metazoa; Arthropoda; Insecta; Hymenoptera; Formicidae. The coding region runs from base 183 to 1007 and encodes 274 amino acids. The transcript is spliced from 2 exons. The record is from RefSeq and is a predicted model, not a curated record. Gene Ontology annotation, cellular component: SOSS complex. Gene Ontology annotation, molecular function: DNA binding.